AUGGAUGAAUUCUUGGAAGAUCAUAUGAAAAGAGCUAGGCCUGAUACUUAUCUUUCAGAAAAUAACACCUAUGGAAAGCAUUUAGAAGGUAAAAUAAUAUAAAAGUUACGCUUAAUAGAAGGUUGUAUCUUGGACAAAUUGAGGAGUCAAGGAUAUUGUUUGUUCCUAAACAAAAAAACUAUAGCUGAAGCUCUUAUCUUUUUACUCUGGUACCCACUAUUGUAAAAAUAAUGCAGGCAUCAUUGUGGGCUUUUGGGAUUUCUUUAACUUAUACAUAUCCUCGGUGUAUUCGAGCUUUUAGAUACCUGUUUCCCAAUGUAAAAAGCUUUUUCUUAAUCCAUCUUGUAAUGAUUAUCUAGGGAAUAGCACCUUGGAUGAUGUUUAUUAACUUAAACUUGCUUGGGAUUUUUAAAGGACUUACAUUUUUCUAUUUUGAUAAAUACACAGGUGGGGAACAAAUAUCUCUUAUCAAUGAAAUCUCUGAAGACAAUUAA
Molecule: messenger RNA, 494 nt
Organism: Blepharisma stoltei
Lineage: Eukaryota; Ciliophora; Heterotrichea; Heterotrichida; Blepharismidae
Source: the annotation of a GenBank genome assembly